Molecule: messenger RNA, 1131 nt
Organism: Fusarium falciforme
Lineage: Eukaryota; Fungi; Ascomycota; Sordariomycetes; Hypocreales; Nectriaceae
Exons: 7
Coding region: 1-1131 (376 amino acids)
Source: RefSeq, a predicted model, not a curated record
AUGGCUGCAACGCCCUUUCAGACGGAGGCCUGGACGGAAUAUAGCAUUGGCGUCUUGAUUCUGCUGCUGGGAUACUUUGCUCGGUGGAAAGCAGUGGGAUUCAAGGGCUGGCAAGGCGAUGACUACCCUGCGGUGCUGGCGCUGACCUUCUGGACGGCGGAACUGGUGAUGCUGGAGCUCAUUGGCCAGAACGGCACCAACAUUGGCGUAACAAACGACAUCGGCGCCAAGUUGUCCGAUAGACAGCUUGAGAGGCUCGAGUUUGGGUCCAAAUGCUUGUUGGCCGGCUGGAACUUCUAUGUAACGCUCAUUUGGUGUCUUAAGGGCUGCAUUCUUUGUUUUUACCACUGCAUGACAUUCGGAUUAAAGCAACAGAAGGUCGUUAAGUGGACACAAGUGGCAACUAUUCUUGCUUAUGUCGCUGUCAUUUGUGUUAUCCGGGGACAUUGCACGCCGGUGCAGAAGAACUGGCAGGUCUAUCCUUAUCCCGGUGACAAGUGCACUCUUGCCGUGGCCAACUAUGUCACCCUGGUGGUGCUCAACAUCUCGACCGACUUCGCCAUCGUCUGCAUCCCUCUACCCCUUCUGUGGAAGGUCAAGCUCAGCAUCCAGCGCAAGUUGAUUAUUGGCCGUCUUCUCUGCUCUGGCGUCUUCAUUAUGAUUGCUGCGCUUCUUCGAUGCGUCCUGUCCCUCCGAGAUAUCCAGGGUAUCAACGUUAGUACCAUUUGGGCUAUUCGAGAAACGUUUGUCGGUAUCAUCGCCGUCAACGCCGCGGCUAUCAAGCCCCUCUUCUCUGCCACUCGUUGGCUCACCUCGAGCAAAGGCAGCAGCAAGGAUAAGUCCAGCGGUUACCCCAAUAAGUACGGAUACCCUCUGGGCACUAUUGACCACUCGGGUAUCCGCCAGAGCUUGACAAGCAGCCGCCAUCACAAGGGCAUGACGGAGCUGGGCGACAACUCUAGCGAGGAGCACAUUGUGCAGAAGGCCGCGUACCACCAUACUUUCAGGACCGAUAUCUGGGCUGCGACUACCACGAGUGAGCAAAGUUCGUACCAGGACGGCAUUAUGGUCACCAAGGCCUACGAAGUCAGUCCGUCCAAAUCGCCAUUGGGCGUUCAUUCUGUUAUGUAA